CUUGGCGAAGCUAUGUUUCGAUUUAUGUCUUCUUCAUUGGGUAUGAUUCGCUCUUCUCCGCUGGUGAGCGUUGCACGGAUCCAUGGACACUGUUUGGGUGGAGGAACCGAAAUUGCAUCGAUGUGCGAUCUUCGCCUGGCACAUAAGGAUAGCAAAUUUGGCUUCAUGCAAUCGAAGUUGGGAAUCGUUCCUUCAUGGGGUGGAGCGAACUACUUGGCAUCAAUUGUUGGUCGAAGUACGGCAUUGCGUCUCAUGACUACAGCUACUAUGCUUAACGCUUCCCAGGCCAAGGAUAUAGGCUUUGUCGACGUUGUCUAUGACUCCGAAGACGAUUUCGAGGUACAAAUAUUUAACGGACGCGCGCAACGAAACGCACCCGGUAAUUUAAGGUACAACUAG
This is a messenger RNA of Haemonchus placei, 399 nucleotides long. NCBI's taxonomy places the organism in Eukaryota, Metazoa, Nematoda, Chromadorea, Rhabditida, Trichostrongylidae. The record is from the annotation of a GenBank genome assembly.